This is a messenger RNA of Sardina pilchardus (European sardine), 1008 nucleotides long. Its product is annotated as chondroadherin-like protein. The transcript has 3 exons. The record is from RefSeq and is a predicted model, not a curated record. Gene Ontology annotation, molecular function: protein binding. Gene Ontology annotation, cellular component: extracellular matrix. The coding region runs from base 1 to 1008 and encodes 335 amino acids. NCBI's taxonomy places the organism in Eukaryota, Metazoa, Chordata, Actinopteri, Clupeiformes, Clupeidae.
AUGACCGUUGUGACGGGCACCACGCUCUGUCCACCGCAAUGCUUGUGCUACGACUCGGCGGAGCUGGUGGACUGCCGCGCCCGCGGCUUUACGCACGUCCCACACGGCAUUCCGCACGGCUCGUGGCUGCUGGAUCUGAGCGGGAACGAAAUUCAGGAGUUACGGAGCCGCUCUUUCACCGGCGUGUGGGCGCUGAAAGUGCUCCUGAUGUCAAACUGCGGGAUCAGAGUGGUACAGUCGAAUCUGGAUCUGAGUCACAACCAGCUGCAGGUUCUACCCUCUGACUUCUCCGAGGGCUUAGACUCUCUGAAAGACCUCCGGCUGGCCCACAAUUCCUUGGGGCACCUGGAAUCUUCUGCCUUCCAGGGUUUGGAGAGCCUGCAGAGACUUGACCUCAGCCACAACUACAUCCAGGUGCUAGAGCCGGGUAUGCUGCGUGCCCUGACGAGCCUGCGGCACCUGAACCUGCGCUGGAACCUGCUGCGUGAGGUGGCCGCGGGCACGCUGACCAUGCAGCAGGGCCUCUCCGUCCUCCUGCUGGACCGGAACAACGUCACGCGCCUGGACGCCGAGUCCUUCGCGCCGCUGCGCGGCCUCACCCUGCUCAGUCUCCGCGGCAACCGGCUGCGCAGCCUGGACUUCAAGACCUUCCUGAACCUGCAGACGGCCGGCACGCACCUGCGGCUGUCGGCCAACCCGUGGACGUGCGACUGCGAGCUGCACCGCGUCUUCGCCAAGCUGCUGCACGUGCGCCACCUGCACGUGGACGACUACGCCAACGUCACCUGCCGGGCGCCGCCGCAGCUGGCGGGCGCCUCGCUGGCCUACAUGGACAGCCAGCUGUGCGUGGCCGAGACCGCCACCGUGCUGGUCAUCAGCGGCACCGUCGUCGUCACCGUGGUGGCCGCCAUGGUGAUGGCCGAGCGCAACAGGAAGAGGAAGAAGAACCGGCCGAGCCGGGAGAGCAAGUGGGGCGACCAGGAGAGCGUGGGGGAGCAGGACAGGUGA